UCUGUUAUUGGAUAUUGGCUGGCGUUGCCUUCGAGCCAGUUUUAGUUGUAAAUUGGCAGCCGAACUGAUGAAAACGCGACUAAAAAGCAAAGAAUCUUCAAGCAGAAAGUGGAUAUUGGACUCAAGGCAAUUAAUGCUCCAUCUGGCUAAACAGUACUCAAAAGAACGACCGCAAAUACAGCUAAUUAAAAGUCAAUAUUUAUGAAUGCGGCUUAGUCUGACUGCAAGCCCAAACAUUAAAAUUAUCAGCUCCAAAAAGUAUACAAACGUAUAGACAUAUAUAUUCUUCUAUAUAAACCGUUGAUAAGCGCUACCCAUCACAAUUCCAUCCAGCACUUUGACAAUUGAGCAAUCAUUCAAGAUGAGACAGUGUCGAGAAAGAAUGCGGCUGCCGCUGGCUUUGCCUCUGCUGCUCAUUAUCAGCACAAGUCUUGCAGUGGCUGGCUACAAUCCUGCCAAUUACGGUCCUGCCUACAGGGCUCCCAGUGUCGAUUCCGACGGCAGCCUUGCAGCGGCGCCUGGUUUACGACGUCCCACACGCACCGUGGAAACGGUGCAUCAAUGGCGACAAUUAGAGUACGGCUUCGCUUCGGAACAGGAUCGUCAGAAGGCGCAGGCAGAUGGUAAUUUAAUGGCUGGCUAUGGCACGCCCAUCGAUGUACAGCCACAUUAUUUGCCCAACGGGCAGGUGCGUGUGUUCACGACAGUGCCACGUUUUGUCAGCGGCAUACCCUACACUCUGGCCACCAUUUCGGAUCAGUUGGGCAGCAAUGGACCACAAUUGCAGCCGUAUCCCAGCUUUAAUUGGCACAACAACAAUGGUGACAACUGUGACCAGAUCACCUCCGCAUUUCGUGUAGCUGUCUCGGAGUGCAAUCAGUUGUGGGUCAUUGAUUCGGGCAAUGUUGGCGGGGUGCAGCACUGCCCGCCGCAGCUGUUGCAGUUCGAUCUCAACAACGAUCGUUUGCUGCAUCGGUUCCGUUUCCCCAAUGAGACUUAUGUGCCGAACGCCUCGCUCUUCAUCACUCCCAAUUUGCUGGUGCAGGAUCCACCGCCACGCGGCAACUGUGCACGCACCAUCGUCUAUGUGUCAGAUGUCUCCUAUCACGGCCUUGUCGUCUACGAUCAGCAGGCGAAUGCGGCUUGGCGCAUCGAGAAUCGUUUCAUGUACCCAGAUCCCGACCAUGGACAGCACACCAUUGCCGGCGAAAGCUUCAUUCUGAUGGACGGCAUCUUUGCCGUAAACAAUGACAAACGCAAUCUCUAUUUCCAUCCAUUGGCCAGUGUCAGUGAGUACUCGGUGCCUCUGAGUGUGCUGAACAGACGGGAGAACUGGCAUGAUGCUGUGGAUGCCAUGCCGGAGCAAUUCAAGCUGCUGGGCAGGCGUAAAAGCGAAUGUGCCGCCUCCGCCAUUGACAGUCGCAAUAAUCUCUACUGUGUCACCUUCAAUCCCAUCAAGCUGUUCGCCUGGAACACAAACACGCCCUACAGCACACGCAACUUUGGCAACCUGCCAGCCAAGGCCAGUGAACUGCAGUUUGUUAGCGGCAUGAAGGUGGUGCGCAAUGCUGGCGGCCAGGAGGAGCUCUGGAUGUUCUCCAACCGUUUUCAGAAAAUUUCAAGUGGCACAUUAAAUUCGAACGAGAUCAAUUUCCGCAUUUUGCGCCGUCCGCUGGACGACAUACACAGCGGGGUAUUCUUUGCCAGCGACGAUGAUCUGGCCAAUCGUUUGGUCUUUAGUUAAUCUGUAUAUAAGUCGACUAUGAAUAAGGGCCAAUUGGUCACCCAAACUAAACCGUCUAACUAUGUUAAGCAUCAAUUUCGCCAAGUCACGAAAGCUACAGUGAACGCUCGCAAAUUAGAACGAUUCGAUUAGAGAGUUGAUUUAAAUGUGCGAAACAAUUCCAAAAAA
Messenger RNA from Drosophila virilis, 1912 nucleotides. RefSeq names its product L-dopachrome tautomerase yellow-d (gene yellow-d). Gene Ontology annotation, cellular component: extracellular region. The record is from RefSeq and is a predicted model, not a curated record. Lineage: Eukaryota; Metazoa; Arthropoda; Insecta; Diptera; Drosophilidae.